AUGAGAAUAACCAAAAGGGCGUAGUAUCUGGUAUGUGUUUUGUUUUUGUUUUUUGUUUUGCUUUUCGUCUAAGGGAAGGAGUACGAUAUACACAUAAAACUGUUUAUUUCCACAUGUUUCCGAGUUUUCAUUCGCCACGGUCAGUCCUCCGAAAUUACGUUAGAGCAGAACGAGAAAAUCUUCACCAGUGAUUUGAAAUUGACAUCCGAACGGCCGAGUGUCUUUCGUAGCCGGCAGCCGGUCAGCCAUUUCUAAUCUCCUCAACAGUUGACAGCGGACUCUGAUCAUCGUCUUUUUACAGAGCAGACGUUAUUCAUGCACAUAUUUCACCCUGAUAAUAUAAACACAAACAGCAAUAGAAUUCAUCUUGAGUGAGAGAAAAAUAAAAGACAAGGAUAAUGGAGGACUAUCUGGAAAUCUCGCUGAAGGAAGAGAUCUCAUCUUGUGACAGUGAUGGAGUGAGCAGCUCAAACAGGGAUGAGGAUGAGGAGGAAGAGUAUGAGGAGCAGCAGGCAGGGGAGUGCUUUGAGGAGGAGCCAGGGAGUGAGGAUGCCUUUUUCCAGGUGGGCAAACGCUUUGAUACUCUGGAGGAGCUGGAGGAGGCACAACAGCAGUACCAGUAUGCCAACUACUGUGAACUUUGGAAGCGGGAUGUGCGCACGCUGGAGUCAGCCAAGAAGCGUGCGCCCAAACGAGUCAACAUGGCCAAGACGGCACUCAGGUACUACUCGGUAAAGCUCUCAUGCAAAUUUGGUGGGAAAGCACCAGUGCAGAGGACUGACAAGAAGCGCUCAUCUUGUUCUUUCCGCCAAGGCUGCCCCUUUGAGGUCUAUCUGCGUCUUUCUCCAGAUGGCAAUGCUCUUGAGGUCCUCAAUGUCAAUGACAUCCACAACCAUGCACUCACCCGGGAUGCCUUCCGUCCCCAGCCGCAACCCCACAUCACAGAAGCUGAGCGGUAUGCCCGUGCCUUGCGCACUGCCCUCAGCUUGGCCUCCAGUGCAUGUGCUGGAGGAAUGAAGCUCUUCAGCAUUAGACUUAGCCAGAUGAAUGGCCUCUUGCGCCAGUGGAGGAGCAAUGAUGGCCACUGUGGUCAGGCCAGCAGGGAGGCUGAUGAGGUCCUAGACCACUUCCUCACCCGCUUAGGGGACAAGGAAAUUAAAGAUGCACUGCAUAUAUCCAGCAAAAGGAUAAAGUUGAAAGUUCAAAGGUCAAAUAAUGGUAGGGAGGGAGAGAGUGGAUACACAACAGAAGAGUCUGUGAUAAAGACCAAGACAAAUGAGAAAGUGACUGACAAGCAACCAGACAGUAGAGUUGUGACCAGAAUAAGUAAGAGAGGGCGACCUAAAGGAAAGGAUCCAACAGCCCUGAGCCCACCCCAAAGUGCCAAGAAGACAAAGCAGGACACUGAUGAAGGCCAGCCAAAGCCCUUUCGAAAACUGCGGGUGAGAGAGAAACACCGAGUUAUGCUUGAGUGCUUCGUUAGCAGCCCAACUGCCAAGAAGGCUCUCCAGGGAACCCUCAUCUCAGUAAAUGAAGUGCAGACAAACGUCAACGACAUUCCUGAUCUGGUCCGAGAUGAAGACAAUGUGGAUCUGCAGCAAGUAGAGAGGUAUUUCAGCAGUGAGGCCUGGGAUGUUGUCCUCAACCUUGUCAAGAAGAAGGAAAACAGUCAGUGGAUUUGUGCUCCCUGCACCAAAACCAUAAAGGAGAAUGAACGGAGUGUUGCGUGUGAGAGAUGUUUGUCUUGGUUUCACUUCCCUUGUGCACUGCUCUCCAAGAGACCACCUAGAGAAUACUGGUUUUGCAGAGACUGUAAGAGUAAAUAUGUGUGAUAUAUAUAUAUAUAUAUAUAUAUAUAUAUGUGUGUGUAUGUGUGUGUUUUCUUUCUUUCUUUCUUUGUUUUUUUCUUUUGGUUAUAUUAAACCAACUUAUUUUAAUUGUUUCAUCCUGAAAUUUUGAACCUCAUAUGUGGACAUAUGUAUCCAAAUCUAAGAUAUGGUAUUGUACAAAUUAAAGAAAUUCUUUCUGUUAUUUUUAUAUAUAUACAGAAAAAUACUUUCACUUUCUUUGUAAUUUGCAAUGGGAAAAAUUGUCAUGAAGGACAUGUUAAUCGUCAGAAAAUGGACCUAUAGUCAAGGAACUCUUGUGCUAGGUUGGAUAAAAUCUUUGUAAGCAUUAGAUGCUUGAAAAACAUUUGGACAACUUUUCAUUUUUGUUAUAGGCUUAUCAAAGAUUACUUUUUUCAGCUUGGAAGAUAAAUAGGGGCAGGGGGAGGAAUAAUUCACCAGUGAAGUUGUACUUGAAAUUUAUUGUCUGGCUGAUGUCUGACUUACUGAAUAUGUAUGAAGGGAACAGAUUUAAUAAAAUAUUUAUUUUAUUAUAAAAAAAA
Molecule: messenger RNA, 2389 nt
Organism: Penaeus chinensis
Lineage: Eukaryota; Metazoa; Arthropoda; Malacostraca; Decapoda; Penaeidae
Exons: 3
Coding region: 399-1832 (477 amino acids)
Source: RefSeq, a predicted model, not a curated record